Messenger RNA from Phragmites australis (common reed), 3254 nucleotides. RefSeq names its product aminopeptidase M1-C-like. Lineage: Eukaryota; Viridiplantae; Streptophyta; Magnoliopsida; Poales; Poaceae. The transcript has 20 exons. Gene Ontology annotation, molecular function: peptide binding; zinc ion binding; metalloaminopeptidase activity. The record is from RefSeq and is a predicted model, not a curated record. Gene Ontology annotation, cellular component: cytoplasm. Gene Ontology annotation, biological process: peptide catabolic process; proteolysis. Bases 151 to 2994 code for a protein of 947 amino acids.
CGCGUUCGGUGGCGGGCGGGGCUACAUAUUUUAACGCCACAGGCUGCCCGCUCGCGCACGGCUCCGGCGGCAGUCGAGACCCGAGGCGAGACGAGGCGACACGAGCGAGCGAGGUGGCGCCGCCGGCUGCGCGGGUGCGUCCGCACGUCCAUGGCUACAAGCGCGGCGGCGCGGGCCGUGCGGCUCCUGCUCCUUCUCGUCGUGGCUGUGGCGGCCACGGUGGCCGGCGAUGAUGGCAGCAGCGCUGAGGAGGAGCCACGGGGAGGCGCCGCCGCCGCCGUCGUCCGGUUCUCCUCGGAGGGGGCGAAUGUUAAAGCAGCAGCAGCAGCAGCAGCUCCUCCUCUCCGCGCGCCGGCGGCGCCGGCGGCGGCUGUGGCGGGAUCGCCGGGCCAGUUCCGUGGGCAGGCGCGGCUCCCGCGCUUUGCCUCGCCGCGCCGCUACGACCUCCGCCUCCGGCCCGACCUCGUCGCCCUCACCUUCACGGGCACCGCCGCCGUCGCCGUCGCCGUCUCCGCGCCCACCCGCUUCCUCGUCCUCAACGCCGCCUACCUCUCCGUCGACCGCGUCUCCAUCCGCUUCCGGGAUUUGGCCCCCAAUGAGGUGGCUUUUUUCGAGGACGACGAGAUCCUGGUGCUCGGGUUCGCGAAGGUGCUGCCGCUUGGCGAGGGCGUGCUCAGUAUGAAGUUCAACGGCACGCUCAACGACCAGAUGAGGGGCUUCUACAGGAGUAAGUAUCAGUACAAGGGGAAGAUGAAGAACAUGGCGGUGACACAGUUUGAGUCUGUGGAUGCUCGGCGGUGCUUCCCAUGCUGGGAUGAGCCUGCAUUCAAGGCUAAGUUCAAGCUAACGCUUGAUGUACCAUCCGAGCUGGUAGCACUGUCCAACAUGCCAGUAGCUAACCAAACAGUUGCUGGUCCUAUCAAGACUAUCCGUUAUGAGGAAUCACCUCUUAUGUCAACUUAUUUAGUGGCGAUAGUUGUUGGCUUGUUUGAUUAUAUAGAGGGUGUAACAUCAGAAGGCACCAAAGUUCGUGUGUACACUCAAGUUGGUAAGAGUAAUCAAGGGAAGUUUGCACUAGAUGUUGGAGUGAAGUCAUUGCAUCUCUAUAAAGAUUACUUUGGCACUCCUUAUCCACUCCCCAAGUUGGAUAUGGUUGCUAUCCCUGAUUUUGCUGCCGGAGCCAUGGAGAACUAUGGCCUUGUUACUUUCCGGGAAGUUGCUUUGCUUUUUGAUGAGCAGUCUUCAUCAGAAUCCAGCAAACAGAAUAUUGCAAUUACUGUGGCACAUGAACUGGCUCAUCAGUGGUUUGGUAAUCUUGUAACCAUGGAAUGGUGGACUCACUUGUGGCUGAACGAAGGCUUUGCUACAUGGAUGAGUCAUUUAGCCGUAGAUUCUUUUUUUCCACAAUGGAAUAUAUGGGCACAGUUCCUUGAUGACACAACUGCUGGUCUCAAUUUGGAUUCACUUGCGGAGUCUCAUCCUAUCGAGGUUGAAAUACAUCGUGCCAGUGAAGUUGAUGAAAUUUUUGAUGCCAUAAGCUAUGAUAAGGGUGCUUCUAUUAUUCGCAUGCUACAAAAUUACCUUGGUGCAGAGCGUUUUCAGAAAGCGUUGGCUUCAUAUAUAAGAAAGUAUGCCUACUCAAAUGCUAAAACUGAGGACCUGUGGGCUGUUCUUGAAGAGAAAACUGGUGAACCUGUCAAGAAUUUGAUGACUACAUGGACAAAGCAACAAGGAUAUCCUGUUAUUAAUGCAAAGCUUAAAGGGAAUUACCUGGAACUUGAACAGACACAGUUUUUGUUAGAUGGAUCCUCUGGUCCUGGCAUGUGGAUUGUCCCUAUAACUUCAGUCUGCGGUUCAUAUGAUAUGCAGAAAAAAAUUCUACUGAAAGGCAAAAGUGAUAAGCUGUAUAUAAGAGACAUUGCUUCACAGUGUGGUAACCGAGAGAAGGGUGGAAACUUUUGGAUUAAGUUCAAUAUUAAUCAAACAGGAUUUUAUAGAGUUCAAUACGAUGAUAAACUUGCGGCUGCACUUCAAAAUGCAUUGCAGACCAAGAAGCUCUCUUUAAUGGAUAAAAUUGGCAUUGUGGAAGACUCGCAUGCCUUAUGUAUGGCCUCCAAGCAAACAUUGACAUCGUUGCUACGUUUACUGUAUGCUUAUCGUGGGGAGGCUGAUUAUGGUGUUCUUUCACACAUAAAUACUGUAAGUUUAAGUGUUGCAAAAAUAUCGGUUGAUGCAUCUCCUGGCUUGACUGGUGACAUCAAACAACUUUUGAUCAAGCUUCUUCUGCCACCUGCUGUAAAAUUAGGCUGGGACCCCAAGGAUAGUGAGAGCCACCUGGAUGCGUUGCUUAGACCAGUGCUCUUGGUUGCUCUUGUCAAACUUGGGCAUGACAAGACUAUAAAUGAGGGAGUAAGGCGUUUCCGUAUCUUCGUACAUGAUCGCAAGACUUCCCUUCUUCCUCCAGAUACCAGAAAGGCCGCAUACCUCGCUGUGAUGCAGAAUGUUACUAAUUCAAACAGAUCUGCUUAUAAUGAUCUUCUGAAAGUCUACAGAGAAUCAGAUGAAGCAGAGGAAAAGGGACGUGUCUUAGGUGCAUUGUGUUCUUGCAAGGAUAAGAAUAUUGUUCUUGAGUCACUGAAUUUCCUUUUUACCAAUGAGGUUCGCAAUCAAGAUGCAUAUUAUGUGCUUCAAGGUAUUGGCGUUGAGACACGUGAAACCGCUUGGGUGUGGCUGAAGGGCAACUGGGAUCCUAUCUCAAAGAAAUUCGGGGACGCACAAGUAGGAGGUUUUAUCAGAUAUGUCGUCACAUUGUUCACUUCCAACGAGAAGGCAACAGAGUUCUCCCGCUUCUUCGCCACCCGCAAGAAGCCCGAAUUCGAGAGGACGCUGAAGCAGAGCCUUGAGAACGUCCGGAUCAGGGCGAGGUGGAUCCAGGGCAUCAGGAGUGAGCCCAGGCUCGCUCAAACGGUGCAAGAGCUGCUGCACAGCCCCUGAUCUGCCCCCCUUUGCGUUGCAGUUUUGGCUGGUAAUAAGAUGCCGGCAGAUGGCAUGUAUUUGCACUUUCUCAUUUGUAAAAGUUGUCUCUUGUAGCGUUCCCUGUGUCAUGCAAUUGUAAUCUAUUUGGUUCCAUUUUUUAGCCCAAGCAUGUAGCGGAGAUCGAGUGUCUAUCUUGAAAAGCAUAGAGAUUCUAAAAGAAAAAAAAAGUAAAGAAUAGUUUGUAUUUACCCCCCAGAAGAGGGUUUUUCAUCGCUCCA